This is a messenger RNA of Sphaerodactylus townsendi, 3089 nucleotides long. It is a transcript of the gene ZSWIM9, whose product is annotated as zinc finger SWIM-type containing 9. The record is from RefSeq and is a predicted model, not a curated record. Lineage: Eukaryota; Metazoa; Chordata; Lepidosauria; Squamata; Sphaerodactylidae. Gene Ontology annotation, molecular function: zinc ion binding. The coding region runs from base 357 to 2225 and encodes 622 amino acids. The transcript has 6 exons.
CACACAGAGACUCUGGGGAUGAUGGGAAAUGUAGUCCAUAACAUCUGGAGGGCGCGCGAGUUUGACACCUGUGCUCUAAAGCCAGCCAGGCGACACGCGCCCUGUGCAACCGUUCCUCUUCAACCGUCAACUGUGACUGGGGGGGCGGGGUCAGGAGCCUGGAAGGCAAUCCAUCACAUUUAGCAGGGCCAGCCAGGCAGAGGGGAUGGAGUAAAAGGCAGGAAGUUGAUAGAGGGAGAGCAGAGCUAGACAGAGAGGAAGUGGCGUGUGUUGUGAAUAAGGAAGAGAACAAACGCUGCAGAGGAGAAACGAUUAAGGAGACAAGUGAAAUCAAUCUGCUUCAGUUCAUCCUAAUAAUGCCUCGCAGAAAAUCAAACUUAGGUCGUCGUACUCGCAGUGCGGAAGCAACGCGACGACUAAUUGCAAAUCAAACUGAAGAAGCACGGGCAUCAAUGAAAGAACGAACCAGACAAAGAAUGGCUCAAUUACGUGCCGAGGAAUCAGCAGAGCGACGUGCAGCCAGACUUGAGGAUGCACGGUUGCGAGCGCGGCAAUUGCGUUCUGCAGCUUCAGCGAAACUGGCUCGCAGUUUUGCCAGAGUUGCCAUGGGGGACCUGGGACUGGGCCAGGAGUUCCAUACCUGGCACCAGUUCAGCACGUUCAUUGACGACUGGUGCGAAAAGCACAAGGUGAUCUUCAUUGUCGCCAGUCUGAAGCCGCUGGUCUCCCUGCACCAGAACUCGCUGCACCAUCAGCCAAGCCUGGCUGAGAUCCUCCGCUUCCGUUUUGUGCGCCUCAUCUGCAAGUACAGCGGGACCUACGUGGGGCAGAGCACGGUGCAGAAGCGCCGCAGUAGUGAGAAAAUCGACUGUCCAGCCUCCAUCACACUACGCCUAGGGCCAAAGAAGGACCGCCUGGUGGUGAUUGAAGCCAACCUGGAGCACAACCACCAUCUGUCUGAACUGGAGUUUGCCCUCCACUUCAAGCGGUACCAGCUGAGAGCGAGCUUGGGGCUGCCCAUUCGCAUCACCAACAGCAUUUCCAAGCGCUUCCUGGCACCGGAUCUUAUCUGGAACCUGGAGGAUUAUAGCAAAGCCAAAGACAAGGGCAUGUGUGAGCUCUUGGCUGUUCUAGACGGACUCUUUAAGGCAGAUGCGGGCCCCAAAGUCAAACUGGUGUUUCAGGAGGAUGUGGCUAUCCUCAACAGCAUCUUCCUGGCCACCUCGCGCAUGUGUGAACUGGUGCAGCGCUUCCCAGCCCGCCUUUUUCUAGAGCGCGCUGCCUGCCUCGAUGCAGACUUUGAGCUCUACACGGUGCUGUGCCAGGACGCUAACGGGCGUGGGCGGGAGGUAGCCUAUUGUCUGGCACGCCAGGGACUGCCCGACCUUCUGAUAUUCAUUGUAGCUUCAUUGGUGCAGAGUGCCCCAGACAUCAAGCUGCAGGUGAAGGUGGUUACAGUCGGGGCUGGUGUGACAGGCCUUGAUGCGGUGGAGGAGGUGCUGCCAUGUGCCCGGGUGCAGAUUUGUCGCCUUCAGGUCUUGGAGGUGCUCUACCGCAAGGCCUGUGAACUGGCUGUCCCCAAGGAAGACCAAAUACGCAACCUGCUGCUCAACCUGGCCAAUGCUGAUUCGCCGCUGGUCUAUACCCAGUACCUGAGCGACCUAGGAGAUGUGGCUCCGCUUUCCUUUAUGCAGUACUUCCUGGAGCGCUGGCACUCCCACAAGGGUAUGUGGGUAGAGUGCUGGGCCUUUGAGAAGAACCAAGAAUGCCCCUUCCUCGACCACCUUAGCAUGCACCGUCGCAAGCUGCUGACCACACUCAGUCCUCCAAUGCCACUGGCGGCCUGUGUACAGGGUCUGUUGGAUCUCCAAGCCCUACACGUGGAGACCUCAACACUAAAUGUGGCACCAGUGGUUGAACUGUACCGGACCAUCUGCCUGCCUGACAAUGCUGACCUAGUAGCUGAAGAACUAGAUCUUGUGCCCCAUGCACAUUAUGAUCUCAGGGACACUCCCGAUGGGUACCUCCUGGAGGGGGGUACCUGCUCUUUCCUGGUGAGCCCAGACCUGGCCACUUGCAGUUGUUCUAUUUAUAUGGCUCGGCAGCUGCCAUGCCGGCACAUCUUUGCUGCACGCCUUUGGGUAGGGGAGCCCCUCUUUGACCCCAGCCUGCUGCCCGGCUUACCAGAUGGACAUAAAAACAGCAUAGGCCAGCCGGAAUGCUAACCACGGUACCUGUUAGACCCCUGUUAAAGACUGAUGACAGCUCAAGACAAGUGCUGUAUGUGUCAUAUAACCACCUCAAAGAAUGGUCAGUCAGAGAGAUACCAUUUCAGUACACUGCUAAACUAGGAUGGUCCAGUCAGGGAUAGUACCAUUAUAAGAACAGGCUGGUAUUGUUCACCUGUGUGCACAAGUGGCUGCUAAGGAAAUAUCACAUUAUUACUACCAAGGUUGUCAUGACCCACUCCGGUUAUACUGGCACUGAUAAAAGGGAACAGGAGCAGGUUCAGUGCAAAAAGGAGGCCUAAUUUGCUCAAAUCUCUAGGACUCCGUUGAAGCUUCAUGAUCUAGUUUAGCAUCCUGUCCCACACAAUGGCCAUCCAGUUCCUCCAUGGUUCAACAAGGCAAAAAAGCCUUCUGUUGUUGUUGUCUCCUGGCUCUGUGAUUCAGAAUUUGCCUCUUAGUCAUCAUGGCUAGUAGCCACUGAUAGACCUAUUUUCCAUAAAUCUUUCUAAGCGUUAUCUUCUGGUUAAUUUUACUUAAUUCCCCUCGUUUUGGUUGAAGUGGGUUAGCUAACUUCAAUGUAAAAGGUUGUUUACUUUCCAGUCUCCUGAGUUAUUGCCAUGAAUGCCACAUCCCGACAGUAGAAGGCUGAGACUUUAGUGAGACUCUUUUUAAUUGGUUCCACUUGUCUUGGUUAAUAGACUUUGACCAUAUGCAACUGUACCGGUCUCUAUGAUACCACCAUACUAUGAUGUAAGACUUCCUAUAGUUGCCUAAACUGUAUUUUGAUUCUUUGGACACCCUUGAGAGCACGAGUCCAUUGGAUUGUUCUCUGUACAGACAAUAAACCUAUAUUUUUCCUUA